GGGCGGGACGGCGCUGGCGGAGCCGCGGCUGUGACGGGACCGGCACAGGGACAGCGGGGACGGCGGGGACAGCGCCAUGGCCGAGAGAUACGACGUGGUCGUGAUCGGGGCCGGCAUCUCAGGUUUGUCAGCUGCCAAAUUGCUGUCUGAGGCUGGGGUCAGCGUGGUGGUCCUUGAAGCCCGGGACAGAGUGGGAGGAAGGACAUUCACCAUCAGGAAUGAUAAAGUGAAUUAUGUAGAUGUUGGUGGAUCUUAUGUGGGACCUACCCAAAACCGGAUUCUGCGACUGGCAAAAGAGCUGGGGGUGGAGAACUAUAAAGUGUAUGUUGAGGGCCACAUGUUCCAUCACAAAGGGGGAAAGUCACGAAAUUUCACAGACAUUUGCCCUUCAACAUGGAAUCCCUUGGUUUUUCUGGAUUACAAUAACUUCUGGAGAACGGUGGACAAGAUGGGAAAAGAGAUUCCUGUUGAUGCACCAUGGGAUGCUCCACAUGCUGAAGAAUGGGACAAAAUGACCAUGAAAGAGCUGAUAAAUAAGAUUUGCUGGACCAAAGCUGUCAGAGACUUCGCCACGGUCUUUGUGAAUGUCAACGUCACGUCUGAGCCUCACGAAGUCUCUGCCCUCUGGUUCCUGUGGUAUGUGAGGCAGUGUGGGGGCACAUUCAGGAUUUUCUCUAUCACCAAUGGGGGCCAGGAGAGGAAGUUUAAAGGGGGUUCCGGUCAGAUAUCAGAGAAAAUAAUGGAACGCCUGAAAGGCAGAGUUAAACUGGAGAGACCUGUGAUCAGUAUUGAUCAGACAGGUGAUAAUGUCCUUGUGGAGACUCUAAACCAUGAGAUAUAUGAGAGCAAGUACGUGAUCAGCGCCAUCCCUCCAACCCUGACAACAAAGAUUCACUUCAAACCAGAGCUGCCACCAAACAGGAACCAGUUAAUUCAGCGUUUGCCUAUGGGGAGUGUCAUAAAAACCAUGAUGUACUACAAGGAAGCCUUCUGGAGGAGGAAGGGUUAUUGUGGUUCCUUCGUCAUUGAGGAUGAAGAGUCUCCAAUUGGGAUAACCAUAGAUGACACAAAACCUGAUGGAACUUUCCCUGCCAUUAUGGGUUUCAUCCUUAGCAGAAAGGCUGUCAAGCUGGCCCAUCUCAGCAAGGAAGAGAGGAAAAAGAAGAUCAGUGAGGCAUAUGCUAAGGCACUGGGGAUGAAAGAGGCUUUACAACCUGUGCAUUAUGAAGAGAAGGACUGGGCCAUGGAGCAAUAUUCAGGGGGCUGCUACACAGCCUACUUCCCACCAGGCAUAAUGCAUUCCUAUGGAAGGAUCAUUCGCCAGCCUGUUGACAGAAUCUACUUUGCUGGCACGGAGACAGCGACCCAGUGGAGCGGAUACAUGGAGGGGGCCGUGCAGGCAGGAGAGAGAGCAGCCAGAGAGGUACUGCACAGUAUGGGGAAGAUCUCCAAGAGUGAAAUUUGGAUGCCAGAGCCAGAGUCAAAGGAUGUCCCAGCCCGACCAUUCCCCACCAGCUUCUGGGAGAGGAACCUGCCCUCGGCGCCGGGGCUGCUGUGCCUGCUGAGCUGCAGCCUGUGUCUCACCUCCGUGGCUGCUGCAGGGCUCUUUGUCUAUAAAAAGGGACUUCUUGGCCGGAACUAGCGGGGACCAGUGGAAGCUGCACACCCCCUCUCCUCCCCUUCUACCAGAUGAGUGUUAUUUUGGAGAAAAGUGGCAUGGACAGCUGGAAAGAGCAAAAAGUUAUUCUCCUUGU
Motacilla alba alba is the source of this 1754-nucleotide messenger RNA. RefSeq names its product amine oxidase [flavin-containing] A-like. The record is from RefSeq and is a predicted model, not a curated record. The transcript has 15 exons. Bases 77 to 1642 code for a protein of 521 amino acids. Gene Ontology annotation, molecular function: oxidoreductase activity. NCBI's taxonomy places the organism in Eukaryota, Metazoa, Chordata, Aves, Passeriformes, Motacillidae.